AUGGUUUCAGGACUUCCGGUGAUGGAUAAGAGAGCCAUCACCUUGGAUAUCAUUUUAUUCAUUUUGUGCCUGAUAGCUAUGGUGAAGAAUGGCUUAAUUACUGCAGAACUAGGCAUGCAGUGGUUGCUGUGGAGAAUAUUGUCACCUUAAGAUAAAUUAUUGAUCACUGGAGCCUCUUGGUUCUGUCUGUAAUGGGUGUUGAUCAGUGAGAGAAUUGUGGUUUUUCUGUAUCCAAAGUCCUUCCUGUACAAUCCUGUACUCCAGCUCCUCGCCUUUCACUGGGACUUCUUGAAUGAUGCUACCUUAUGGUUUUCCUACUGGCACAGUGUUUUCUAUCAUGUGAAAAUUGCAAUCCUCACUCACCCUGUCUUCCUCUGCCUAAAGCAGAAGGUGUUUGGGUUGGGUUGCUCAGCUCUGGGGUUCUUCAGCUUGAAUGCCGUCUUAUUUUUCAUAAGCAAUGAAAGCAUAUAUAGGAAUUAUUGAAGGAGAGGUCUGCAAUCUUGGAAUGCCACUGGAAAUACUAUCAGGAGACUAUUUGAGAAAUUCUACUUCUUCCCUCUAAAAAUUAUUACUUGAGCAGUCCCUACCAUUGUCUUCUUCACUGAUGUUUUGCUCAUCACAUCUUUGGGAAGACAUGACAAAAAGACCUUCCUAUAUAUCUUGGGCUCUCAUGCACACAUCAAGGCUCUCACUGGUGCUCAACACUGCAUGUAUUUUCCCAUCUCAGGAAUUUAA
Myotis daubentonii (Daubenton's bat) is the source of this 735-nucleotide messenger RNA. RefSeq names its product taste 2 receptor member 60 (gene TAS2R60). Gene Ontology annotation, cellular component: membrane. Gene Ontology annotation, molecular function: G protein-coupled receptor activity; bitter taste receptor activity. Lineage: Eukaryota; Metazoa; Chordata; Mammalia; Chiroptera; Vespertilionidae. Gene Ontology annotation, biological process: sensory perception of taste; G protein-coupled receptor signaling pathway. The record is from RefSeq and is a predicted model, not a curated record.